[Candida] anglica is the source of this 591-nucleotide messenger RNA. NCBI's taxonomy places the organism in Eukaryota, Fungi, Ascomycota, Pichiomycetes, Serinales, Debaryomycetaceae. The record is from the annotation of a GenBank genome assembly.
UGAACCCUUACCCCACUAUAAUUAACCAUGGAUCAACGUAGUGGAUUAUUUAGGUUUAACCUUGCUGGAUUGGGGCUCCCAAAGUCCCAGAAAUUGCGUUCAUUUGGAGUGUAUCUCUCUGGGAUUUUAUUUGCAAUUGGAUUUUGGUCAAUGAUUGACGCCGCUAUUUAUUCAAAGACUGUCAAUGCAUCAGUGGUUCAUGUUACCUUUGUUGAUUGGAUUCCAUUCAUUUGUUCGACAUUGGGGAUGAUCAUUGUUAAUUCUAUUGAAAAGACCCACUUACUCAAUGACAACAAUAAUAGUUCGUUUCUUGGUGGUGGCGAUUCUUCCACUGCUUGGAAGGCAAGAGUCAUUCUUUUCUUUGGAUUUUCCUUACUUGCCGGAGGACUUGCUGGAUCCUUUAUGGUGUUUAUAAUCAAAUUCUUAUUGAAGCAUUAUACUUUUCCAACCUUAGGAAUGGGUGUCUCCAAUAUUGUAUGCAAUGGGAGUAUUAUGUUGAGUUGUAUUGUCUUGUGGCUUUCACAAAACAUCGAAGACGAAUACAGCUAUUCAUUAGCGUUGUAAAAAAGAGAAGAUAGAUAAAUGUAUAGC